AUGAGUCAGGGACAGCCACGAAGACCUGUAGCUGAUCAGUACAUGGAACAAGAGCCGAUCAGAUACGGUGACGUUUUUAGUGUGACGGGUGAACUAGCGACCGAGGUAAUUCCACCCCGAGAUGCAGCGACCAUGCAAGCUGCCGAGAAUAUUGCCUUGGGCCAAACUCAGAGAGGCGGUCCUGCUGCUGUCAUGCAAUCAGCUGCUGACCUGAACGAGGAAGCUGGUUUUGUAAGUCACCAAGAAUCCACCACCUCCAUCAGAGCCGGAGGCGUCAACAUUCGUGAGUCGGUCGUUGACGGUAAACGCAUCGUCACCGAGUAUGUCGACGGACAGGUUGUGGGCCAGUAUAUAGCCCCAGAGGUGCCUAUGAAGUCUCCAAUAACGGCGACUAAUCGGGAGGCGAUAACAAUCGGUGAGGCUCUAGAGGCGACUGCUCUUUCAGGUGCAGGAGAUAAGCCUGUGGACCGAACCGACGCGGCAGCGAUAAUGGCGGCGGAGAUGAGAGCUACCGGCGGGAGCGAGGUUCCGCCAGGCGGGGUUGGAUCUGCUGCGCAGUCGGCGGCCGUUCGUAAUGAACGAACAAUGGUAGAUGAGGAGAAGAUUACACUCUCCGAUGUUCUUGCGCAUGUAACUGAGAAGAUGGAAGGAGAUAAGGUGGUGACGCGUGUAGACGCAGAAGGGGUGAUUGGAGCGGAGCUGAGGAAUGAUCCAGAUAUGGUAACAACUCCUGGUGGGGUGGCGGAGAUGGUGGCCGCCGCUGCGUCAGUGAACCAGAACCGACUCCGCACCAUGAGCUUCUAG
Carica papaya (papaya) is the source of this 804-nucleotide messenger RNA. RefSeq names its product responsive to abscisic acid 28 (gene RAB28). The record is from RefSeq and is a predicted model, not a curated record. NCBI's taxonomy places the organism in Eukaryota, Viridiplantae, Streptophyta, Magnoliopsida, Brassicales, Caricaceae.